AUGUCCGCGGCGUGCGCGGCGCGCACCGGUCCCGCGCGCGCGGCCGGCGUCGUCGCCGCCGCCGCCGCCUCCGCCGCGGCGCGUCGUCGCGGCGACGCGCGCGGACGCGCGCGUCGGCAUCCCUCGCGCGGACGCGUCGAAAACCUCGCGCGACGCCGCCGCGGCGACGCGCGCGCGACCGCGACCGCGAGCCCGUUCGCGGACGACGCCGCGGAGGACGCCGCGAGCGACGACGACGAGGACGCGUCCCCGCCCUCGAGCGCGCUCGCGCGCGCGCGUCGCGCGCUCCUUUGGCGCGCGUCCUCCUCUUCCGACGACGCGUCGCGCGUCGUCGCGGACGUCUACACGGAAGCGCUGCUCGAGGCGCGCCGCGACGACGACGACGUCGCCGCCGCGGAGGCGUCGAUCCUCGGCCUGUCCGAUGGGACCAUCUCCGCCGCGCUGGACCACCUCGCGUUCGACCGCCUCCAGGCGGUUAUGGAGCGGACGGAGGUGGCGAGAAGAGAGGAGGUGUUCGCGACGAUGCGUCAGGUGGUGGUCGUGAGCGCCGGGUACGACACGCGGGGGUUCCGCAUCCCGUGGCCGCGCGGGACCGCGGUGUUCGAGGUGUGCGAGCGCGAGGUGCACGACGACGCGACGCGCGUGUUGAGGAACGUCGGCGCGAAGCCGCCGAGGGGAUGCUCCGUGCGGCGGGUCCCGUGCGACGGCGCGACGACGACGAUGACGACGACGACGACGACGACGACGACGUCGACGACGUACGAGUACGGCGACAUGGAGGACGCGCUUCUGAAAGCCGGGUACGCCCCGGACGUUCCGUCGGUGUGGGUGCUGCAGGACAUCGCGCGCGUGGGGGACGCGCGGUGGAGGGAGCUGAUCGAGGAGGUGGCGGAUCUCAUGAACGCGGACAGCGAAGUCGUGGGGCACGUGCCGUCGCCGUCGCGCGCCGGCGCGGGGGGGGAAAGCGGGAGCGACGGCGACGGCGACGGCGACGGCGCGUUCGGGUCCGGGGUCGUGAGGGACAUGGCCGUCGUGGGCGUCCUCGCGCGCGCGUUUCCGUCCUCCGCGUUGACGCCCGAUGGAGGGGCGGGGAAAGCGGGCGAGGCCGCCGACGCGGUCGACGACCACGACGACGCGCAGCUCGGGGUGUUCCACGGCGUGAAACAGCGCCCGUCGAGGUCGGAGGCGGAGUACUACCGCGAACAGAUUUACAUCGCGGAGCACGAGCUCGGGGACGACGAAGGGUUCGAGGACUGAACGCGAGCGCUCCUACCUAUGAAUCACCUAGUCUAGCGAGCGAGGCUCCUACCUAUGCCGCAGCGCGAACGAGCGAACGCCUUCA
Molecule: messenger RNA, 1342 nt
Organism: Micromonas pusilla CCMP1545
Lineage: Eukaryota; Viridiplantae; Chlorophyta; Mamiellophyceae; Mamiellales; Mamiellaceae
Exons: 1
Coding region: 1-1257 (418 amino acids)
Biological process (GO): methylation
Molecular function (GO): methyltransferase activity
Source: RefSeq, a predicted model, not a curated record